Molecule: messenger RNA, 831 nt
Organism: Spirometra erinaceieuropaei
Lineage: Eukaryota; Metazoa; Platyhelminthes; Cestoda; Diphyllobothriidea; Diphyllobothriidae
Source: the annotation of a GenBank genome assembly
AUGUCCCGCCGCCCCGCAGACACGGGUGACAAGCUGCCAACUGAGGAUUUCCAUUUCAUAUCCGCCCUUACCAUCAGUGAGCUAACCCGCCACCAUUGGGCUAUCGCUCAAAGCACAGAUCCCGAUACAGCCAUAGUUUAUGACCACCAGCUCAACGGGAGACAUCGCCCGACUGACUCCGAACUGCGUGGUUCAUCUGAUUCUGCGCGAAUCAUACGAAGUCAUUGGGCUCACCUACUCAUGGAAAAUGACCUCCUCUUCUUCAAGGACGACACACAUAGUCAACCUCGACUGGUUGUCCCCGGCAGCUUAGUCCUGCCUAUUCUAGACGAUCUGCACCGCGAGCUCGGCCAUGUAGGUCAUGUGAAAACGGAGGCUGCGGUGAGGCAACGUUUCUGGUGGCCGCGCCUCAGAGAACAAGUCUCCAUUUUCUGUAACCCCUGCCCCAUGUGCGCCACCUUUAAAGGACCCAACCCCCGACGCCGGGCGCCCCUCCAACCUAUGGCAACAGGAUUCCCAUUUGAACGUGUGGGCAUCGACGUGAUCGGACCCCUGCCCAUUACUCUGACUGGCGACCGCUAUAUAUUAGUGAUGGUUGACUACUUCACUAAGUGGGCAGAGGCAGUCGCCCUCCCACGACAGGACGCAGCCUCAGUCACUACCGCCCUUCUCACCACGUGGAUUUGCCGCUUCGGAGCCCCCAUCUCCUUACAUUCCGAUUGCGGGGCGAACUUCGAGAGCCGACUAGUGCACGACGUCUGUGACCUACUUCAAAUCCAUAAAACACACACCACACCGGCUCACCCCGAAGGGAACGGCCAAGUGGAAUGA